CAACCGCUCUGUCCUGUUUUUCGUGCUCUUUCCCUCGCUUUUAGCUAAUUCACCCCUUCUCUGGAAGUUCCUCACUCGUUUCGGAACUUUCAACCUCUGUUUUUUCCACGCCUCUCGCUCCCAGCAUUUAGCUGUUACACCACUAGCUUCUACCCACAGGCACUUUUUCUAAUACCCAUUUCGCCAUCAUGAAGACCUUCGCUGCCUCCCUCGCCCUUGUUGCCGCUCUUUCUUCCUCAGUGCUCGCCUCUCCAGCCAACCUGGAGGCUCGCGCAACUGCUACCAGUACUGGCAAGCUUCCGGCCGUCAGCGUCAAGGGCAAUGCCUUCUUCGCUGGUAAUGACCGAUUCUACAUCCGUGGAGUUGACUACCAACCAGGUGGUGCUUCCGAUGCUAAGGAUCCUAUUGCCGAUGUCGCGGGCUGCAAGCGUGACGUUGCAUACUUCCAGAAGCUAGGCGUAAACACGAUCCGAGUGUACACCGUCGACAACACUGCCAACCACGACGAGUGUAUGAGCAUGCUGGCCGAUGCGGGCAUCUACCUAGCAUUGGACGUCAACACCCCGAAAUACUCCAUCAAUCGCGCCGCGCCUGCUCUCUCCUACAACGAUGUGUACCUGCAAAGCGUCUUUGCUACGAUUGAUGCCUUUUCCAGUUACAGCAACACCCUUCUCUUCUUCUCGGGCAACGAAGUCAUCAACGACGACUCUACCACCGCAUGUGCUCCUUAUGUCAAGGCCGUCACCCGUGACAUGAGGCAAUACAUUGGCUCCCGGGGCUAUCGCGCCAUUCCUGUUGGAUACUCAGCUGCCGAUGUCGACUCUAACCGUCUCGAAAUGGCCGAAUACAUGAACUGCGGAACCGACGCUGAGCGAAGCGAUUUCUUUGCAUUCAACGAUUACUCCUGGUGCGACCCGUCUAGCUUCCAGAAGUCCGGCUGGGACAAGAAGGUCCAGACAUACAGCAACUACAGCAUCCCUCUCUUCCUAUCUGAGUUCGGUUGCAACACAAACACUCGUCAAUUCAACGAAAUUGCUUCCCUCUAUAGUGACGAAAUGACUGCUGUCUACUCCGGAGGCCUCGUCUACGAAUACUCUGAGGAAGGCUCCAAAUACGGACUAGUCAAGAUCUCGGGCGACACCGUCGACCCAUUGACUGACUUUAACACCCUCAAGACUAAGCUGGCUGCGACCAAGGCUCCCACCGGCGACGGUGGCUAUUUGAAGUCUGGAGUCGCCACCAAGUGCCCAGCUGAGUCCAGCACCUGGAACGUCACCUGGGGCAACGAUCUCCCAUCCAUUCCGGCCCCAGCGAAGAAGUACCUGACCAGCGGUGCCGGAAAGGGCCCUGGUCUCCAGGGCGCUGGCUCGCAGAACGCUGGCACCCAGAGCACUGGCACGGCCCCUGCCAACGCUGGCCAGGUCUCAUCCACCGCCAGCGCUUCCACCGGUGCGGCUGCGUCUCUCCGCGUCCCCGAGUUCUCAGCGGCACCAUACUUCUGCGGGCUCGUCGUUCUCGCAUCUACGCUGCUUGGCGCUACCCUAUUGUAAAUACGACACUUUGGAGGCGCACUCGGGUUGGUUGGCUUUAGCAAAUUACAGAUGGUAUCACUGCAUUGUCUUAAUCGGACUGGCGGUUUGGAUCUGUUGAUUGGAUCCUUGGCUGGGGAUUCUUAACACGGAUGGUUUUCCUAGACGGACUUUUCCCUUGGGUGUUGUCUUUUUCUUUGCGUACUACAUAUUAUGUUCUGCAAAAUUACCCCAACCUUACCGGUGGUAUGGUAACUCAUGAGGCUGCGAGU
Messenger RNA from Mytilinidion resinicola, 1801 nucleotides. RefSeq names its product 1,3-beta-glucanosyltransferase Gel1. The coding region runs from base 189 to 1550 and encodes 453 amino acids. Gene Ontology annotation, biological process: fungal-type cell wall (1->3)-beta-D-glucan biosynthetic process. Lineage: Eukaryota; Fungi; Ascomycota; Dothideomycetes; Mytilinidiales; Mytilinidiaceae. Gene Ontology annotation, cellular component: fungal-type cell wall; cytoplasm. The transcript has 4 exons. Gene Ontology annotation, molecular function: 1,3-beta-glucanosyltransferase activity. The record is from RefSeq and is a predicted model, not a curated record.